This is a messenger RNA of Saccoglossus kowalevskii, 3999 nucleotides long. RefSeq lists its product as uncharacterized. The record is from RefSeq and is a predicted model, not a curated record. Gene Ontology annotation, molecular function: lipid carrier activity; protein binding. Gene Ontology annotation, biological process: lipid transport. Lineage: Eukaryota; Metazoa; Hemichordata; Enteropneusta; Harrimaniidae.
CGCAAGAUGGCGAGAAGCUGGGGCGAAGUUUUACUCUGGCUUUUCUUGGGACUGUUGUUCCCAAUUUGUGAAUCAAGUCUGAUCCGAUUGCGUCCGAAUGAAGAGUAUAUUUAUCAGUAUGAAGCUAAGACACAGCUAGACAAUGUUGGAGUGUUCAAGACGAAUGCAAAGAUUGGAAUUUCUUUGCUUGAGGAUGAGGGAAAUGGACAGCACUGUAGACUCCAUGUCAUUUCUAUAAUGCAGGUUUUGGACCAUGACACUCCGAAAGGUGAAGUUCUUCCUCAUUCCAGAGGUUGGCACAUGACGAAGUGGUUCUCAUUUGUCAUGACCUACCAUGGCGAGGUCACGGCUGUUUACUAUCCUGAGACUGAAAACAUGGAAGUGUUGACUUUUAAGAAGAUGUUCGUAGGAUUGUUUACUUCCAAGCUACAUACUUCAGAUGAACUAUUGAAAGCCGGUAAAGAUUGGACUUAUAAAGUCAAUGAAACUGGACAUGAAGGUGAACAUGAAUCAACAUAUACUGCCACACCCACCACUGAUGGCAUUGUGUUUAGAAGACAGAAACAUGGACAUGUUGUUUAUAAUGCCAAAGCAACACAUGAAAAGGAAAUUCUGUAUCAUUCUGAUCUGCAGCUGCCUCAUUCGAUACACAUUGAAGAGAGUUUUUCAGCUCCACGGAAAGCAUCCCCUGGCUAUGAUAUGUAUGCUGGAGUUCCAGGAGAUAAGAAAAAGAAAGAAGAAAAUGAACGGCACCAGUAUGACUUACCUGAGAUGGCUGGUACCUCUACUGGUGACUUGCAGUAUAUCAGUACUAAGGCAUUACGGUUUCCUCAUAACGCCACGGUAACAUCACCAAAUAAUCUAAUCAGUGAUUCCAUUCAAAUCUUAAUGUAUGACAAGCCUCCCCUUCCUCUAGAAGAAAUUGACAAACAGAUAAAAGGAAAUAUGUCAUGUGUGUGGGAGAACAAAAUUAUAGAAUCCGUUGAAAAGAGCACAUGUUUCAACAACUUGGUGCAUCUUUUACCUCGUCUUUCUGCCAUCAAUCUCACCAUUAUUGCUGAACGUUACAUCACUGAUGAUGUCACAUCUGAGAAAGAGUUUGAAUACAGGAGUAUUAUGAUUGAUGCACUUGGUGCCAUUGCCACGGAAACUUCACAGUUGUUGCUAACGGAGAUGAUCCUGUUAUCUGACAAUCCCAACCCAGAUUUAAUCUAUAGAUGUUUAGUACAUUUUGUUGCUCUGAAAGUACCACCACCAACAAAGUUCAUCAAUUUACUAGAGACUAUAGCAUUUAGAAAUAAAUUUGUGUUUCCAGUUAUACUCCCAUGGGCUGCACAACAGAUAGAAGAUGCCAUCAAGGCUGCAGCUCAGGCAGUCAAGAAGUUAUUUAAAUCUCCUCGAACUGCAAUUACUGAUAUUGCAAAAUCUGUAUACAAAAUUAAGGCAGCCAUUGCUGGAGUGUUUGAAGCCAAGAAUAGGAUUGAAGAAGCCUGCUUCUUUUUGGACGAUCAGCGACCUUACUGGUUUGAUCUGGACGAUGAGAUUAGUGGGAUCUGGGAAGAUAUUCUUAACGCUAAAGAUAAAUUAGAAGAUGCUUUAGACUGGAUUACUGAAGGUGUCUCUGCAGAAGACAACAAAUUUGAACACUUCACAGGAGUGUCUUUGUCCACUGUAAGGCAACAGAUAAUAGAUGAAAUUAUUGGUGACUUUGAUGAUCUCCUAGCUCCUCUCACAAUUGUACAGAAAAUAUCUGAACCAUUUGUUUUGGCGUACGAGUCAUUCACUGGGACAAUAGAAGAUAUCAAGGAAGGCUAUGAAGGAAUUAAACGAGCGUAUGAUGAAGCAAAGACCCUGAUUAAUGAGAUCUUCGGUCCUAAGAUGGGUAAAAAGUUCCCUAGAACUAUUGCCUAUAGUUCAUGUGGUGAAGGAGCAUACUCUAAUACUAACCAGAACACAUUGCCAGGAAUUGAUUUAGAAGCACAAGAAGGAGAAGAGCUCACUGCACCUUUCAAUGGUGUGAUUACUUCUUCCGGAGGUAAUCAAGUAACCAUGGUGAUUGAUGGGGGAGAACUGAAAGACACUGAGAUUAUCAUUUAUUAUGUGGAACUCCAUUCUAAUGUUGAUGGCACACAUGUUACAAAAGAUGAUCCUAUUGGGACAGUGACAUCAUCAGGAUGCUUUCCAAAUGUAAUUCAUAUUGCUCUUCGAGUUCAAGAAUUACAUGAAUACAUUGACCCCACUAGGUAUCUCAUGAAACGUGAAAUGCCGUCACCAGGAUGGACCACGGAAUGUGAUGACUAUAUUUUAAUAUUUAAUGGUCUGACAAUUGCUGAAGGAUCUAUUACUGAAGGACCAAAGGAGACUGAUACAUCACCAGCCAGAACUACUGAACCCGAUACUUCUGAUAUAGAUGGCAUUGCUUCUAAUAAACGAAGAAAACGUGGUAUUAUUGGUGAUGUCGUUGAUGUAGCAAAAGAUUUUGUUGACGACCUUGAAUUUCCUGGAAUUGAUGAAUUUGGUCCAAUCUUCAAUUUUAACAUGAAUAGUAUGAAACUUGGUGAUGUUUUUGAUUUUCUGGAUAACUCUGGACUCACUGACCUCAAAGAUCAGCUUGAAACCUUACUGGAUAAAGUCAAAAAAGCAGUAAAUACAGAGGAAUGCAGACGACCAGAAACUAUGGAUAUCAAGGAACUACGAAAUCAGCUAGAACUGAGAGGACUGUCUACCACAGGAUCUAGAGAUGAACUUAUUGGAAGAUAUUUAGAGUCUGAAGAGAAAUGUUUUGGAAUCAGAAAUGCACUUACCAAGAAUAUCUACUGUACAUUUGAUGAGAAUUGUCUUGGUGUCAGCUGCUGUAUGGAUUUGAGUCUUGGCCAUUUACACAGAUCAUUCAAAGCUUUUGUUCAAUAUGACCCAUGCAAUUUUGAACUCACUAUUGGAGUAGAUAGUUGGACAAAGUCUUUUGAUCUUGUGGACUUUGAUUUUGCGGAGGAAGAAGAGAAUCCAGUUGUAGAGGAUAUUGACGUACUAGACGCUGUGAAGAUAACAAUUAAGUACAAGAUUGAAAAAGAUAAUGAAAAUAUAAUAGUCAAUUUGGAGACUGGUUUGUGUUCCACAGAGAUUGACUCCUGUCUCCCGUUUGUCAAGAUUCUGGACAAUGCUGUGAUUGCUAUACCAUUUUGUGAUGAAGGAAUGCAAGAAUUCGUCGAUUCUCUGAAACAGCGACAAGAAAGUACAAGCACAGACCUGUCUGGACUCACUUUGGGUGAACUGGAAAAUAUAUUGGACAAUUAUCUAAUUGAUGAAAAGGAUGUGACAAAAUUAAUUAAUGAUUUACGACAAUUAUAUGAAAGAUUGCUUAUUGAGGCCAUUAAUACCAAGUUAUCUGACAUCUUUGAUAAUGAAUUCACCAACUUUGACAAAGGAUUACAGGGCAGUGUCUUCUUCCAACAUGGUGAAACCUUUUUUGACUAUACUAUAUUCUUUUUGCUUGGACCAAUCCCCAUGUAUUUUGGUAUGGGUGCUGGUGGUACGUAUGGAAUGAGUUAUGCUACUGAUGUGAGCCUAUUACAAAUGAAGGCUGACCUAAUGGUAAGACCUCAGAUUGGAGCACAAGUAUAUGGAUAUCUUGGUAUAUGGCUGUUUGUAUUGUUUGGUGAACUCCGACUGACUGGUUACUUGCUGACUGUCAACUUCCCUACUAAGGCCCAAUUACAGUAUGACCACUUCCCCUUAGAUGUUAAGGCUCGCAUGGACAUGAACUUAGUUCCAUUACGACUUGAACUAAGAGCUAUUCUCAUUUUUGAAAUCAAAUUCAAGAUUGGAUUUGUAAAGAUCCACAUCCGUAAAGUGCUUUACAAUCAAGUUUGGUGGAAAUAUACUACGCCAAUGAUUUCCGGCACUCUCUUGGAUGUUGGCGACUUAGAACCAGACAACACACCUCCUGUAUUCAAAGCUAUUCUAACAGUAAGACUGCAUCUCGAAUCACACUCAGUGUAA